Molecule: messenger RNA, 1065 nt
Organism: Fulmarus glacialis (Northern fulmar)
Lineage: Eukaryota; Metazoa; Chordata; Aves; Procellariiformes; Procellariidae
Gene: RGS18
Product: regulator of G-protein signaling 18
Exons: 5
Coding region: 203-907 (234 amino acids)
Source: RefSeq, a predicted model, not a curated record
UGCGUGCAGCUGCAGUGGCAGUGAAGGUGAGGAACCAUCUUCCCACUACCUGCUCUGGAAACUGCUCAACAGCCAAUUGGGGGCAACCCAGCCCGCUGCCGCCUGUGCGAGCCCUCCUGAGCACAUCACUUACGCCAGAUGCAACUGCUGUGAGGAAGUAAAAGAAACAUUUUCUGAAACUGGGAAGCUUUUUUAGAGGAAGAUGGAGAACCCACUUCUUUUAUUCCCCCAGCUAAACAUUUCUGCUUCAAAGGAUAAAUCCUAUUACAAAGUCAUGAAGUCAACAAUUAAAGAAGAGGCACAUAAAGCAAGCAAGCCAGGAGCUAAGCAGAAGAGAAAUAGGCUGAGCCUUCUCCUGCAGAAAUCUGAAUUCCAUGAAGGUGAUCGUCUUGGUAAACCUGGAAACUUGACAAAAGCAGCAAGUGUGUCUCCUGAAGAAGCAGUGAAAUGGGGAGAAUCUUUUGACAAACUGCUUUCUGAGAAAGCUGGAUUGGAUGCCUUUACGAAGUUUCUGAAAACUGAGUUCAGUGAGGAGAACAUUGAGUUCUGGAUAGCUUGCGAGGAUUACAAGAAAAGCAAAACUGCACAUGAACUUUUGCCAAAAGCUAAGACCAUUUAUGAAACAUUCAUACAGAAAGAUGCUCCAAAAGAGGUAAACUUGGACUUUCAAACCAAAGAAGUCACAAGUCAGAAUAUUGAACAGCCCAUCAUCACCACCUUUGAUGCAGCACAAAACACAGUCUACAGGCUGAUGGAGCAAGACAGCUAUCCACGCUUCCUAAGAUCUGAUCCUUAUUUAAAUUUGGUUAAGGGGAGAAAUCCCAGUCGUCCCACCCUUAGGAGACGAUCACGGUCUUUUACUGUCAAUGAUUUCCAGGGUGUACGACCAGACUUUACUGUUUGGUAACAGUGAAACUCAACCUUCAUAAAUUCUAGCUACUGCAGUAACCUGUAUGUGUUUUAAAAUCCAAAUCCUUAGCAGGUGUAAAUGAGUGGAAAGCAAAGUUACGGGCACUUAUACCAGGUCAGAGUUCUGUAGCCGGUGAUUAAUCUCAUUUAUUAUAG